AUGGAACAAGAUCCUGGAUUCAUCGCUGCUGUUGAGGAGGCAAGGCAGGGUCUCGCCGAGGGUGGCGUGCCAAUUGGUGCAGCCCUCGUCUCCAAGGACGGCAAGAUCCUAGGCCGAGGUCACAACCUGCGUGUGCAAAAAGGAAGCGCCAUUCUGCAUAUGUCUGCCCUCGAAAACUCUGGUCGUCUGCCUGCUUCUGCGUACGAGGGUGCGACUAUGUACACCACCCUCUCGCCCUGUGACAUGUGCACUGGUGCCUGUCUGCUCUACAAGGUGAAGCGUGUGGUCAUUGGUGAGAACAAGAGCUUCAUGGGUGGUGAGGAUCUGUUGAAGAACCGCGGUGCGGAAACCGUCGUCCUGGACAACCAGGAGUGCAAGGAUUUGAUGGAGAAGUUCAUGAAGGACAGCCCUCAAUUAUGGUAUGUUUUAGGUGUUUGGUUUGCAGGGCAGAGUGCGAGUCUUGUAUCAGGACUUGCCAAUCUCAUCAUCAAUACUAACUGUAGUGUCCGCUGUUCAGGAACGAGGAUAUCGGUGUCUAACUUGACAAGGCAUGCAUAUAUCAAUCCCACACAUAUCUGGAAAUCGAAUCACCCCUCAAGAAGUGGGAAUACUUUUAAAUCCAAAGUCAUAUCUUUUUAG
Molecule: messenger RNA, 639 nt
Organism: Penicillium salamii
Lineage: Eukaryota; Fungi; Ascomycota; Eurotiomycetes; Eurotiales; Aspergillaceae
Source: the annotation of a GenBank genome assembly